UUUAUUACACCUCUUCUAUAAAUGCCUGCGAAAUCUCGUCUCCUCUCCUCUGUGGCAUUUUCCCCUUUCGGAGGAGCGGAGGAGAAAAAGAAGCGAUUUUCGUCCCGAUCCGAAAUCUAGGGUUGCGAAUCCUUUAGUCAAAGGGAUUGAAAUGAUGGACAACCACCACUCUUUUUGGCAAUUGGGUGAUGAACUUCGAGGACAGUCAAAGGUCUCUGAGGAUCAUAAAUGGUUGAUGGUCGCAUCAACGCUGGCUGAACAGACAAGAUUGAAAGGGGAACGGGUGAAUAACCUCGAUUUUUCAAAAACCCUGAUUGAAACAAAGUUGAAAGAGAAAACUGUGUUUCAGGAAGAUAACAAAUUUGAGAACCUUAAUUUCAGUCUGAUGAAUUUGGAUUCCAAGAUGCCUGAACCUGCGAGCAAGGGUUCCUUCCGAAAUGGUGUUUAUAAUAUGAAUGCAGCAUAUCAGAAGGGCAACAAUAACACUGUUGGCAACAUUAAUGUAGCUGCUAGUAACAAGUACAACAACAAUAAUAGCAAAGAGACCAAUAACAAUAACAGCAACAACAAUAAUAACAACAACAACAGUGGCAGCAACAACAGUGUUGACAAACGGUUCAAGACAUUGCCUUCAUCAGAAAUGCUUCCACGCAAUGAAGUGCUUGGAGGUUACAUUUUUGUGUGUAACAAUGACACAAUGCAAGAAGAUUUGAAGCGACAGCUAUUUGGAUUACCACCAAGAUACCGAGAUUCUGUUCGGGCAAUAACCCCAGGAUUACCUCUGUUUCUCUACAAUUACACUACUCACCAGCUACAUGGGAUAUUUGAGGCAUCCAGUUUUGGGGGAUCUAAUAUUGACCCGACUGCCUGGGAAGACAAAAAGUGUAAAGGUGAAUCAAGAUUUCCUGCACAGGUGAGGAUCCGUGUCAGGAAACUCUGCAAAGCGUUGGAGGAAGAUUCUUUCAGGCCGGUUUUGCAUCACUAUGAUGGCCCUAAAUUUCGUCUCGAACUUUCCAUACCAGAGACCUUGGCAUUGCUAGACCUAUGUGAGCAAGGAGGCAUGUGAAGAUGUUGUUCAUGCAAUAGGGAUGCAUGCAUCCAUGUUAUUAGAAGUUUACAUGUUUGCGAGAGUGUUGUGGGGGGCGCAAGCAGCUCUGUUUUCCCUUUCGUCUUGUUGAUUUUCCAUGAAGCGCAAGCUUGGGAUGGUUUCUCGUUUAGUCCAACUACUGGAGAAGAUAUAGCGGUGGCUUUGUAGGCUUAUAAGAAAGGAGUCACAAAGGUUUGCUGAGUUAUAUCAUCCCAUAUAGAAAAUACCUCAAAAAAUGCCAUAAAUAUAUCGUGUUUAGGUUUAAAAAAGAAGUUUGGAGAAGAUAAGAAAUGCUAUGUAAUCAUAAAAAUAGAAAGCACCCGCCAUAAGAGGAAAAAGGGUGGGCGCCUUUUGUUGUGUGUGUGUGUGUGUGUGUAUGCUUUGCUCAUGUGUAUUGUCGGUUGUUGAAACUGCUGUUGCCUGUUGGCUGUUGGGUCUUGAGAAUUGAUCUUUUGAGAAUGGAUGGACUCUGUUGGUGA
This is a messenger RNA of Magnolia sinica, 1566 nucleotides long. Its product is annotated as B2 protein-like. NCBI's taxonomy places the organism in Eukaryota, Viridiplantae, Streptophyta, Magnoliopsida, Magnoliales, Magnoliaceae. Bases 152 to 1066 code for a protein of 304 amino acids. Gene Ontology annotation, biological process: response to endoplasmic reticulum stress. The transcript has 6 exons. The record is from RefSeq and is a predicted model, not a curated record.